This is a messenger RNA of Symbiodinium sp. CCMP2456, 936 nucleotides long. NCBI's taxonomy places the organism in Eukaryota, Dinophyceae, Suessiales, Symbiodiniaceae. The record is from the annotation of a GenBank genome assembly.
AUGGGCACCAGUCGAGCGUGCUCUUGCAUACCAGACUUCAUCCCAGCACAUGAGGCCUACUCGUCUCCAGUAGAAGUGUUCUUCAGGCAGCCCUUCGUUUUCACAGGGAAGGUCCUCUCCGUCCAGCCAGUCGACGGCAUGCCAGGCAAGCAGUCUGAAUAUUGUGCAGCGAAUCCAGCAGCUCACGAUGAGCGGUGGGGAAAUCCAUGCACUGGUGACUAUGCAGGCCAUUUCGACAGAUGGAACAGGUGUGGCCGGAAACAUGUUGCCGAGGUGCAGGUCACUCAUGGACUUCAGGGGAUUGCAAAAGGCGAGACUUUCCGGUACAACUGCACUCGUGCAAGUUGCGGCGAUUGCAGUCCGCCCUGCCCCGAGGUGGGUGCGGAGGUUCUCGAUGGGACACCAGCAGGUGGCGCGACGUCCUUCUGCGGCUCGCGACGCUGUGAGCUCGGCGGUUGGGAUGCAGACAGCUGCCAGCACCUCCUCAAGGCGUUGCAGCGGAAGAGGCCUGCUGAAAGCAGGAAGCUUCAGGUUUCUCUUCCCGUGGCGUUCUCCACGCUGACCGCCAAUCAAUACUUCCGUGGCCAGCUGUUGGGAUCGCUGGUCUGGGAUGUGCUGGAUGCACUCAAACUUUCGAAGUUUGACAUCAAGUCCGCAAACCUUGUGGAGGAUCCUCAUCGAUCCGUGUCAGUGACACCUUAUGCCGUCCUGCCGUCCAGUCUUUUCGAAAUCGUCUUCUACAUGGCGCAGCAGAAGGACGUGGACACGGUCGAAUCAAAUCUUCGAGAGCUGUUCUCCGUGCCCUUCAGCUGGAAGCAGGGGUGGGACGUUGUAAGGCGGUUCUGCCUCGACGGGCCAUGCCCUCAGUGCCAAACCACCUGUGUGGAGUCCUCGCAGACUUCAUUGGUGAGCAUAGGUUUGCCCAUCUUCGCCUGA